UCUAUUAUAGAGUGAACCAUUGGAGCAAAUUCAACUCUAUAAUAGAGUUACUCUAUUUUAGAGUGAAAUAUAGAGGAAAUUAUAGAGUGUGAUUGAAGAUGGUCUUAGGCAAAUGAGGUAAGGUAAUGCUGUUCAAAGAUUUGUAUAAAUGAUUUAAUUUAUAAACUGAAAAGUGAAAAGUUCCGGGUUUGGUGGGAGAGGCUAUACGGGAAAUCGAGAGAAGGUAACCGGCUAUAAGCGGUGACAGUCGAACAGGUUAUUUGUACAAACUGUGCUGUGUCUCAGUCUUUCACAUACAGUACUUACUGACAUUUCUAUUGUACUUUUUAUGUCUUCUUUUUGUCGUGUUCUUAUUUUAUUUGCUGGAAUAAAUUACUUCUUACACCAUAAAUUCUGAUCAUGCGAUUAUGGUUAUAGUACGCGUGGAUGGUUAUCCCGCAAAGGUUGAUAAAAUUUGAGCAAUUCAGUUACAUUAAUAUUUCUGUAUACAGUUUUUUUUUUUAAUUCUAUAUAGUUAGAGAGCAAUCGCAACGACCUUUAUUUUUAGCAAAUUGCGCAGAUGAAUAGCCCGAUAAGCCAUGCGUUGCAGCUAAGAAAAAAAUGUUCCUUAUGGGUGGAAAGUUGUGUUUUGUUGCAGACAUCAUAUUUCACAUUUCGUACAUUACUAUGACCUAUAUUAUUCGUAUUUGUUGACAAAAAUAUGUAAUCUCUAAAAAUAUAAUGAUGACAACUAUGGAGGAUAAUUUUUCGCUUAAAAGUAUUAUAGACGUGUUUUAAGUAAACUAUACGAGUUUAAAACCUAGUGUAUAUAAUAAGUUCAACACCGUAACGAAUAACUUUGCAACAGCUAUAUUCUAAGAUCCGCCAGAAAAUGAUAAAGAAAACGGGAAAGUAAAUUCGAAUGUAUUGUAAUAAUCAUGUUUGAAACAAUCAUUACAGGAUUUUUCGUCUGCGUGGGAUAAUAAUGAAACUGAAUGAUAAACUGUGAGUUCGAACAUUAAGCAAUUGAAUGUUCAAAAAAAAACAUUAAGCAAAUGUGUGUUAUGUUACAAUUAUCUAUACAUGAAAGUAUUUCCUCUUUUGGCUAAGAUGGACCACAAAAUUAAGAAAAGAACCAAAGCACUCCAAUAAAGUAUUACAGUAAAUUAAAGUGCACGUAAUUAUUAGUUACUCUCUUCUUGUUUUCGCUUUCUCGCAUUACAUCACGGAUUUGGCAAUUAGCACAUAUGAAGAUCGCCAAGCAAUGUUCUUUUUUUCAUGAUUGUUUGACUUAAAAAAUACCUACAUUUUACUUAAUACAAUUCUGUAAAUAAUCUCUCUCCACAAAAAGUCUCUCCGUAAAUACGUUGGGUGCUUUGCAAGCCUAAUUGUAGCAUAUCUACCUAGCAAUGUAUAAACAUUUAAACCUUUUGUAUGGAAGGUAAAAAUGCUCAAACAGUAAUAAUGUACAAAAUAGUUUUAAAAAAAUAAAAUAAUAAUAAUAAUAACAACGUACAAAAUAUUAAUGGUCUGGUUGGUCUUAAUUAAAUAACAUCCCAACAGCAAAAACUAUUAAAACUUAACUUAAAUAAUCCUUUGGAUUUGUUCAAAAAAAAAAUCCUUUGGACAAAAUAUUGUAUAUAUAUUUAAGCGGGACCUGCUGACGUACUUUCAUCCACCCUAUGGUAACAAAGAACUCGAACUCGAGUGCCUGAGAUAAGGACUCAUACUUCAAUAAUUCAAUUGUACUUCUAUUCGGAAUUCUUAGCAAUGAUACUGAAAUUUAUUUAGUUACACGAAAUUACUUAUAAACUAUAUUUAUUCUAAUGGCAAUAUGGAUGUGGCCCAUGUGGAUAGAGGGAUAAUGUUGUAACUGUGAUACAAUCGUCAUGACAUGGAUUAACAUUUAUAGAGGGGGGGUUUUUUUUCUAUGUGAAUCCAUAGAGACUACAAAAUCUAGUUGGACUGUAGAUGUUAAUUGAAGUCACUUUACAAUUGCAAGUCUGCAAACUGCAAAGUACUCAAGUCCUGAAGAUGUCCAUCGGGAUUCUCAGGUGACGUCGUCAUGCUAACGUCGUUUAGGUUAGUUUCUAUAAAUAAAAGAAAAUGAGAAUCAACGUUAUUAUGUUUGAAUUUUUCUGCACAAAUCUUUUGCUUAGCGAGAAUCCACCGAGUUUGCUGUCAGUUGAUGUAACGGCGUUUCUCGUUCUACAGAGAACUCCGUACUCUUCAGAAAAUAAUAUAUUCAUUUAAAAAAAAAACUGGUCUUAAUAAUAUAUUCAUUUUCUCCCACGUGGUAUAAUAAUAAUAGAAUUAUAAUUAUCUGCCCUUAAUGUGUUUAAAAAAAAGUGUUUAAAAAAAAUUUAUCUGCCCUUAAUUUGCUUAUCAGUAAAUUACCCAAAAAACUGUAAUUAAUUGGAAAAUAAGUAUACAAAUAUAGACUACUGCUCCUUACAAUAUUACACGACUUAAAAUAGAAACUAUAUUUCAUGGUAUUAAUACCAUAUUUUGGCACAUGGAAAAACCAACUUUAUAAGUUACAAAAAAAAAUCCAACUUUGGCCCUUUUAUUGAAAUAUAAAAAAGAAAGAUGUUUUCUUCAAUUAUUAUUUCAGGCUUUCAAGAAAACUAUUGGUUUUUGGUAACAUAUUUUUAAUGUUUUUAGAUAGUUUUUUUAAAACUGAUCAGUAAAAACAUGAAAAUUUUCAAAAUUAAUUACGGAAAAGCCUAAAAUUUAUUUUUGAAUUAGACAUAUCUUGGCUAAGACACUUUUACAACCAUAAAUGGUCAAACGAUAAUUUAAAGCAUUAAAUAUUUAAGGCCCUGGUUUUUUAUAUAAGAUCUAUAAAGUAGAUAGAAGAUUUUCACAUGAAAUUCUAAAUGGUGGAAACGUUUUGCAUUUACCUUCCUAUUCCAUUCGUUGAUGCCUCUUCGAAAUCAGCAUCAGCUUUGUUUUUUCGUACAUGUCUGCAGUAAAUCAAAAUAAUUUCAAAACUGUACAAUACAAAUAUUCUAUGCUAUAUUUUUUUACUUUGAUUUUGAAUGAUCUUCUUACGCACCCAUGAAUACCUAUAAAUGUUGGAAGCCCUGCAACAAAAUCUUUAAGGGUCAACUAAUUUCUCCAAAAUCAUUGUACCAGUAUCAUUUCCCUAAAUGUUGGAAGAUGACUAUUCCGCUGUAUCAAUCUAAAAAUGUGUUGAUAAUAAAUUUUGAAGUAUUAAUCCAGGCAAUGAAAAUCAAAACUGAAAAUUUUGGAGAGAUGAAGGGAUUAGUUAUUUUGCUUCGCUGAGAGACUGGAAAUUAUAGAAGAAAUGUUUCAAUAAAACUCGUCAAGAAAAUGGUUGAACUGAUUUCAAAGCUCAUUUAAUUUAUAAUUUAAACAAAAAGGUUUAUAUGAAAGAGGUGGAGUCGUGGCUUUUAGAAAGAAACAAUUUAGAAACUUAGGAUACAAAUUCAGUUUGAAAAUAAAUUGUAUUAAUGAUGCUUUUAAUUCAUUUGGAAGCACAAGUCAUGUGGCAAAUUUUAAUUGGUCAUGUGAGUUGUGAUUUAGUUAAUAAAGGAUUACACUUUUUUCACUUGAGAUUUAAUCAUCCAUCAAAGUAUUAGGACACGAGGAAACCCUAGGUAGGAAGGAUAAAAGAGCUUUUCGGCGGCCGGGUCUCAUCCCCUCUAUACUGAUAUCGUCAAUGGAGGAGCUUAAGAGUCUAGGUAAACACAACAAGCCGAAGCCAUGGGACGUUGACCCAGACAUGGAGCGUUGUUUGGAGCGUUGGGCAGUGGAGAAAAAGUUCGAUCCGACAUGGAACCCGACUGGUAUGCUCGAAGUCAGCUCCUUCUCCAGAGUGUAUCCUCAACGCAGAGAGAAGCAUCUUCUCAAGUGUUGGCCCAGAGUCAAGUCCGCUCUCAAGGAACACGGCGUCUCCUGCGAGCUCAACCUGGUUGAACGUUAUAUGACUGUUUCAACGACCAAGAAGACGAGAGAUCCGUACAUCAUCGUCAAAGCUAGAGACUUGCUUAGGCUUCUGUCUAGAAGUGUCCCUGCUCGUCAGGCACUCAAGAUUCUGGAAGACGACAUGUCGACAUGAGUUAUGAUAUCAUCAACAUCGGACGUUUGGCUCCAUCAAAGGAGAAAUUUCUAAUAACAAGGAUUCUGUUUUUGGGUCAUAAGUCUUCUUCCUUGAAGACGCUGGAAACAUCAACCAACUGUUUCAUUCGGCUUCAGGGCAACACUGUUGCCGCAAUGGGUUCUUUCAGAGCUCUCAGAAGACUCAGGAUAAUUGUUGAACAUUGCUUCCUUAAUGGAAUGCGUCCUUCGGAUGUCUUGAAAACUAUGGAUGCAGGAAAAUGUGGCCCGAAUAGGUUUACUAAAGAGAAGGAUCCAUUUACAGACUCUCCUUGGUACUUACCAAGCGCUAACACUUCUUGGGAAGAUAUGCUUCCUUUGUAUGAUAGGUUUUAAGAGAUGGAAGCAUACUGGGGUUUAAUCACUCUGUGCUCAAAUCCACUGUGUCUCUGAUCCUGCUGCUUUGUUUAAUUUACGCCAACUUAAUCUAGUAUGUAUUUUUCUUUAUCGACUUGCCAACUUAAUCUAUGUUUCUUUAUCGACUCGAUAUUUACUGCUAUUUUAUUCACUAUAUAUCUUUUAUAAUUUUGUUUACCAAAAA
Messenger RNA from Brassica rapa (field mustard), 4642 nucleotides. RefSeq names its product KRR1 small subunit processome component. Gene Ontology annotation, molecular function: RNA binding. NCBI's taxonomy places the organism in Eukaryota, Viridiplantae, Streptophyta, Magnoliopsida, Brassicales, Brassicaceae. Gene Ontology annotation, cellular component: nucleolus; small-subunit processome. The record is from RefSeq and is a predicted model, not a curated record.